This is a messenger RNA of Stereum hirsutum FP-91666 SS1, 2135 nucleotides long. RefSeq lists its product as uncharacterized. Gene Ontology annotation, cellular component: CCR4-NOT complex. The transcript is spliced from 6 exons. Lineage: Eukaryota; Fungi; Basidiomycota; Agaricomycetes; Russulales; Stereaceae. Bases 32 to 1390 code for a protein of 452 amino acids. The record is from RefSeq and is a predicted model, not a curated record.
UAGCAGGCUGCUAUACUCAGCGACACUUCGCAUGCAGGCCACUGCGCUGCUCCCGCCGAUGCAGGCUCCGACUGGCGGCCAGAAUCAGACCAUCGGCCACGUCCAGCACGACCCCCUCCGUGCAUCCGUCUCUCAUCUGCUCUCCAGGGCCUACAAUCUACCCUGCUCGACCGCAGCUCAGGCUUUUGUUUCUCUCGUACAGCCCACUGCGCGGUUCCAGCUGGCCCUUGACGCGCUCUUACCUCUCCUCGACUCAUCCCGAGCGGAGCUGUCCCAAAGGAUCUUGGUCUCUUAUAUACUCUAUGCGCUAUAUGCCCCGCACCCAAUCUCGAUCAACCCGUUUCAUUCGGCUUUGUAUGGCACUUUCGUCAAGGAAAAGCAUGCUGCAGUCCAAGUGGCAUCUACUGGAUCUGCGAGCGACAACGAGCAGCUUGUCUGGGUCCUCUGGAAGGUUCUCAAGGGUGACGGCAACGAUAUUGGACCCUACUCACCCAGCACCCUUGCUCGCUCGCCGUUGCCGCCCAAAUUAAGACCUGCCAACCUGGUUUUGGACGAGGAGACGCAGACAGACAAGGGAUCAUUCGACCCUUUCAGAGACGACUCUCCCUUGUCCGCCGAUGGUACUGGCUCGUCUGGCCCUCAGACUCCGUCGCCCUACAGCAGCCGCUCCCCAGUCACUUCUACGACUUCGAAAGCCUCUAGCGCUGCUAAUGCCACUUACAAGUCUCCCGUGACCACCGAGGAAGAUGAACGCACACGGAUGUUCUCGAGAGGCAUGACGUUACUGCUCGCCGCGCGUGAUCGUGUGCUCACUCUUUCUGAGCAACGCACUCUCAGGCCUUUGUUGCCACAGUUGAUUGAUCCCCCGGUCAUAACGUCGAUGGAUCUUCCAGGUCUCAUCGCCCACAAUCCUAUCCUCGCCCACCCCAUCCUCGUCUCACUCCUUACCCUCCUGCCAUCCAAAUCCAACCCUAACGGCGCCUCCACCUACCUCGACGUCCUCGCCCAACUGCCCCCUACUCUCGCCACGCUCGAUGUCGUGGGCCGAUUGCUGCGGGACACGACGCCCGCCGUGGAUCUGACUACGGGCGGGAAAUCAACGAUCGCGGAUAUGGUAAGGAGCGAGAUGUUGGGGAAGUUCGUGCAGCAGAGCGUUAUGUGGGUAGAUGAGAGGGAGAGGGAAAGGAGGGAGGGUUUGAGUGGGGAUGAUCGGUUUGAGAAGGGGGUGCAGAAUCUCUGCCGCUUUUACAACUCCCUGAUCAAACUGGGUAUCGUGGAUCCCGCUUCGGACGCUGAUUCUGCCGAGAUGGCGCAUUUUGCGUUGAGGCACUCGGCUUUUGAAGACGCGAAUGCGCUCUAUCGCGUCCUCGCUAUGGGGAACGCCUUCUGAUUUCUCCUGACCUAUCGGCUUCAUUUUUAACUUACGGACGGACAAGGAUUGUAAAUUGACUCUCUUUCUCUUUCUCCGGCUCCGACUCUGGUUCCUACUCUUGUCUUGUCUAUACGCGCACAUCAAUUCACUCUCAUAUAUACAUAUGUAUGGUUUUGUAUCAUCACUGACUCCUUCGUGUCCCUCUCCGCGUCUUGUUCCCCUGUCUCUAGUUUUGACUCUCAUUCAACUCAUAAACGCAUAACCUCAUAACCUCAUCAGUAUACUCAUCCUCAUCCCUCUUCCACCGCCCGCCGGGCGUGCGUGUAGAGAUCGUUCUAAUUGACUGCUAUUUUAGACUUCUGACUUCUUACUUUUGUUGUUCGAUGAAUUCAUUUUACUUAUAGACUUCCUUUCCCUUUCUUUCUUUCUGUUUCGUCUCUUCUUUCUUUCGUUCGUUCGUCUGUUGUGGGUUUAGGUCUGGCAUUUGAAGGGUGUUGUUCGUCACGGUAUCCUUAUGGUCGUUUUAGUUUGUCGUCUUACUCGUGUUGUUGGGGUGUUGUUGGUUAGCCUGUUGGUGAUGCCGUGGUAUUUAAAGCCUCAGACCUCCUAUAGUAUAUGCAUAUCCAUGCCUCUUCCUUCUUUUAUUUGUCUGCCCUUAUAGCCCCUACUUUAUGCCCAUGUUUUCAUAUGGACCAUAGUUCUAACUCUGACACUCUACUUAUGCCGUCUUUGUCUACAGUAUGCCUCUCGUGCUCAUGCCUAC